ACUUUUCCCACAACACGUGGGAGCCAGUUAAUGAUUCCACGCCUCUCCUCGCAGGUCAGAAACCCGUUUUUCUCCCUGCACAGCUCACGUUUCCAGACAUGUUUCCCGGGAUCUCCUCCUCGUUCCUCCUCCUCGCGGCGGUUCUGGGUCCAGUCGCCGGCGGGCCGCAGACGGGCCUCCGCCCCGACAUGACGGACCAGGAGCUGUUCUGGGGCACCGACCAAUACGACUUCUCCGUGGUGCUUCCUGCCGCCGGGCUCGAGUGCUUCUGGCACUUUGCUCACCGCGGGGAGAGAUUCUACCUGAGCUUCAUGGUCCAGUGGGUGACGGGAGUCGGCCAUGACAGACACCUGUCUGUCACCAUCAACGCUCCCAGCAGCGAGCUCCUGUCGACUGUCAAUGACGCAAAGGGUCAAAUCAACUUUGAGGCCCAAGAAACAGGUUUUUAUCAGAUGUGUUUCAGCAACUUCCACAACCGCUUCGCCACCAUGCAGGUGUUCCUCAGCUUCGGCGUUUACUACGAGGGCUACCAGGAGGAGAAGAAGAAGGAGGAGGAAGCCAGCAAAGACCUGAACAACACGCUGAGCUUCAUCGAGGACGCGACUCACAAAGUGGAGAAGCACGUCUUCCACAUCUUCCGCUACUACAACUUCGGCCGCAUGAGGAAGAGCGCCGACUACUUCCUGCUGCUGUCCAACUCGCGGUACGUGACCCGCUGGUCGGUCGCCCUCAGCCUCCUCGUGGUCACCUCCGGGUACCUGCAGCUCCUCUUCCUCCGGAGGCUCUUCGUCACGCGGGGCGGCGGCGCCGAGGAGGAGAAACCCCGCUGCUGA
Pungitius pungitius (ninespine stickleback) is the source of this 833-nucleotide messenger RNA. RefSeq names its product transmembrane emp24 domain-containing protein 6-like. Gene Ontology annotation, cellular component: Golgi apparatus; endoplasmic reticulum-Golgi intermediate compartment; endoplasmic reticulum. Bases 99 to 833 code for a protein of 244 amino acids. The transcript has 4 exons. Lineage: Eukaryota; Metazoa; Chordata; Actinopteri; Perciformes; Gasterosteidae. The record is from RefSeq and is a predicted model, not a curated record. Gene Ontology annotation, biological process: endoplasmic reticulum to Golgi vesicle-mediated transport; Golgi organization; intracellular protein transport.